This is a messenger RNA of Spirometra erinaceieuropaei, 12644 nucleotides long. Lineage: Eukaryota; Metazoa; Platyhelminthes; Cestoda; Diphyllobothriidea; Diphyllobothriidae. The record is from the annotation of a GenBank genome assembly.
AUGCUGGGGUUGAACGCUUCUAAAUCACAAACAAUCCUCAACAAACUCAAAACAACUACAUUUUUGGCGCCUCUCGUCAAAAAUGCAAGUUCUGUUAACGUGGAUCUUGAUCCAGAAUGGGAGAAAAUGGCACAGAAGCAGUUGAAGGGGAAAGAUCCGCACAAACUUAUCUACCCAACUUACGAGGUUUAAUGAAGUGUCUUUUUAACAUAUCAUUAUAGGGAAUUCCAUACAAACCCGUCUAUACCGCCGCUGAUACGGCCAAUCAUAAAGCUGAGUUACCUGGAAAAUUUCCGUUUACUCGCGGUCCUUACCCAACAAUGUACACCCAAAGGCCCUGGACUAUUCGUCAGGUAAAAAAAACGUUAUGCUCUGACGCCUGUAGUAUGCUGGCUUCUCCACAGUCGAGGAGAGCAACAAGUUCUACAAGGACAAUAUCAAAGCGGGCGUUCAGGGCUUGAGCGUUGCGUUUGAUUUGGCAACACACCGCGGUAACUGCUCUUUGCCUCUCAGGUUGAAUUUGUUUUUAAAAACUUGUAUUUUGUUGCGAAAAGUCUUGAUAUGCUGCUGUUCAGUGUGCAGACCAGAUGGACAAGUUGGAACUUGAUAAAGGAUAUUUCCCUCGGCAAGGACAAUACAUAUAGCGUACUUUUAUACAAUGUACAAAUUGCAGCAGUUCCCCGCCUUAGUACUGCACAUAUUUAGUUAAAUGCACCGAGUUUUGAGACAUUCCUUUCUUUGGUCUUUUUCUGGUUCUUAUUUACCUUCUAUCAGCCUUUGGUUUUUUGCGUUUUUCUGGAAUCCAGCAAAGCAAGUCACUAUCGUUACGAUCUUUGAAAAAAGUAUUCUGUGUCUGACCUUUAUCUUCUUUUGUCCAUAGGUUAUGAUUCCGACAACCCUCGAGUCUUCGGUGACGUUGGUAUGGCCGGCGUCGCGAUUGACUCGGUCGAGGACAUGAAGCGUCUUUUUGAGGGUAUCGAGCUGAAGUCAAUCAGCACUUCGAUGACAAUGAACGGCGCUGUCUUGCCGGUUCUUGCUAUGUUUAUCGUGGCUGCCGAGGAGCAGGUUGGUUCUCGGCGUAUAUAAAGCCUCAAAGCAAACGAAAUGUAGUCGUGAUUUACAAAUUAACAAAAUGUGAUCAACUUCAGGGGGGAUCAGCAGUUUUUUUCUAGGUAGAUUUGUAGAGAAGUUUCAUAGACGCGACUAGGGCCGCAAAUGAUAACUCCCGACUGCCAGCAUUAUUUUGUAACUAAUUAUUACCUUAUCGACGAGCUUAGCUUUGAAUUCCGUUUUCAGCGUUUUGUCGUAAGAGCUAACCACUCGCUUUUCCUUUGGUAGGGUGCUUCUCAAAAAGAACUUGCGGGUACAAUUCAAAACGAUAUUCUUAAAGAAUUUAUGGUUCGAAAUACCUACAUCUUCCCUCCUACUCCAUCAAUGCGUAUCAUCGCUGAUAUUUUCGCCUAUACCGCAGCCGUGAGUCGAGUUUUUUGUGGUCAUUCCUUGUGAGAUGACGAGCCUGCAGAGUCACUUACAGCAUUCAGAUUCUACCCCGGCUCAUCCAAGAUUUGUAGCACACUGCACGUUCGUAAUAUAUACCGGUUAUGUAAGGCACUUAUUCCUCUUAUUUCCCUGACAAAUCUCUUCAUUUGACAUCUCACAAUGCACACUACACCUUAACUUACAUGCAUUUUAUUAGGUUUUCUAAAAUUAUUUUGUCUCGAAGGACCAACUACAAACUGAUCACAACAUAUCUAGCAAAGGUGUUAAUUCCAUUUAAAGAGAAAAACCUCAGCAAAAGAUUUUACACUGAGGAGAAGCUGAUGCAAAUAACAUUUCUAAAAUGAACGAUUUUGAAACCACACAUAUAACUGUUAGUAUACUAUUCAGCCUGGAAUUUCCUCUGCUUUAUUUAUUUACAGCAUAUGCCCAAGUUCAACUCAAUUUCUAUUUCCGGCUACCACAUGCAAGAGGCCGGCGCCAACAACGUCCUUGAGAUGGCUUACACUAUCGCUGAUGGUAUUGACUACUGUAGACUGGGCGUUGAACAUGCUGGUCUCAACAUUGAUAAAUUUGCGCCUCGUCUUUCCUUCUUCUGGGGCAUUGGGAUGAACUUCUACAUGGUUUGUCCCUGUCGUCAUUUGAUUUUGUAUAUUAUGAUUGUUUCAACUAAAAUGCACCCUAGUGUGCCUAACAACGUGUUUACAUCUCAUGCACAGGAAAUCGCCAAGAUGCGAGCCGCCCGACGUCUGUGGGCAAAACUCAUCAAGGAGAAGUUCGAUGCUAAAAGCGAAAAGUCUUUACUUCUGCGUACCCAUAGCCAGACAUCCGGUUGGUCUCUUACAGAACAGGUAUGUUACUCCUCUCUGUUCCGCAAAUUAGUAAUAGGUGUAACUGGUGCAUGCCACUCGCUAGCAAAUGAAUUUUCGACUUAUUAACUAGGAUAUGCUUCUCGAAUGGUCUUUGUUAAAUCAGAAGUCUUUGUUUAUAAUUGUGUUCAAAUAAUACUCUCCUAUUUGAUGCAUGCUUUUCACUUUACAGCAGACUGGCCUAACUUUUAUAUCUAAUUUUUUGACAUUUUCUUUAAUAUUUAGCUUUCCGGUGGCGAAAGACCUUCUGCUUUGUGCAAGGCUAAAAUAAACUAGAAUAGAGAAAAGGCAACCAUGAAAUCCGAUGGAGGACAUACUCCGCCUCCGGUCAAAUUACCAGACAGAACCCCUAGACAACAUCGGCUGGCCUUACAUGCCACAGUGUUGCCAUUUUCUGAGAUUCAUUUCAUUAAGUGCCUCAUUUUGCCACUGGUAUUAGCUUGAUUUCAAGUCCACUUACUGACUACUUUGCGCACUGGUUGUAAAGAGUGCAGCGAUUCACUAGCACACUUUGAUUCAGGACAAAGGCAGAAAAAAAUUGAAAGUCUUGAUUACGUUAGUUAAUCUGCUUCCCCUUAUAUUAAGAUCUGCCUUGCAUUUUCUCCUAGGAUCCAUACAACAACAUCGUUCGAACAGCCAUUGAGGCCAUGGCAGCAGUGUUCGGUGGCACCCAAUCACUGCACACCAAUUCCUUUGACGAGGCUCUCGGUCUGCCCACGAAGUUCUCUGCACGUAUUGCUCGAAACACCCAAAUUAUUAUUCAAGAAGAGACUCAUAUUACCCGUGUUGCUGAUCCAUGGGCUGGCUCCUACAUGAUGGAGUCUCUCACCGACCAGUUGGCCGCAGCAGCUCUUAAGGAGAUUGAGGAGGUCAGUGUUGGCUUUUCUCUGCACCUCUAGUUAUAACAAGUCGCAAUAAUUGCUAUUUGGUUAACAUGUAGUCUAAUGGCUUAUCAAUUCUAUCGUCACGCGAAACCUUUUGUUAUUAACAAACUGGUAAGCACAAUACUAAACAAGCAUUUGGGGUUAUUUCUUAUUUUUGACUCAUUCCUCCUGCCAUCUUCUCUUUCUCCUCUUCCUUCACUAUCUCAUCCUCCUCCUACCGAUACCCCUUUCACCAAUAACUUUAAUUUAUUUCUAUUUUUGUCUAAUCCGCCUUAACUGAGUUGCUGGAAAAACAGGUACAGGAGCACUAUAACUUUCUUUUUUGAUAGCUAACAUGAACAUUGGAUUAGUCUGACGCUUGCGCUCUCAUCAACAGUCCCACAGCGUGAUGGAUACAGGGACAGUGACUUGUAUGUGAAUUAGCGUGUAACGAUGGGAGACCUACGUUGCAUCUACCACACUCUCCCGCGCUACCCACCUAAACCCGGUGUCCAGACUAAGUCAUGAAGACCGCAGGUAGGAUCGGGUGUAUUGAUUGCAAAGCUUAACAGUCCGUCUACGACUGUCACAUGCACACACACACCUGGUCCACGCAGAAUUUCGCAGAAACAAGAAAUGGUCGGCUCGGAUUCCAUCUAAGUAGGAGUGUCAUGGAGGCCAACUUAAGAAGUAGCCGUUACGGCCUAACUAUCUGUUCCGAGAAGACCAUGUUACGCCAUAAGUUGGCGGUUAUCCAAGCCACGAAUUUUAGUGCCCCGUGAUAAAUUCAAGCAUCUCAGACAGUUUGCAGUGAUGAAUAUGCGCUUAUUCGAUCUCACUUUUCCUACCCCAUGCGCCAGUGCACUCUGCGAACCGAUCAACCAUCUGAUGCAGAGAUUGGGAGUAAUAGCCCAUCUGCGCGUGCCAUGAAAGACCUGACUUCGCACGCACACACACACACGCACACUAGGUUUUCAUCCAAAAUGAUGGGUGAGUCGGACUUCAUAUACUUGAGAUUGCCAUAGAGACCACUUGGCAAGGAGCCAUUGUGGCCUGACUCUCAACUCACCAGUCGACCGCUUCACACGCGAGGUUGAUUGCAACCUUCUAAGCCAUGACUUUUAGUACGUCAUGAUAGAUUCAAGCCCCUUAACUCUAUUGCAGGGACGAAUGCACUUAGAUGGAUAUGCAGUUUCUAGGGUUGGCCGCACUCUCCCUCUCCUAUCCGCCAGUCGACUGUCUGAGCCUAUCAAUCAGCUGACGAUGGAUUUGGAUGCAGUGGCUGACGCGCCCUGCAUGGCCUGGUCAGGCAUCAGGUGUGCCAAAAUGCACGCUUCUCACUUAAAUAAGGGGUGUUAAUCAUGUGUUUGUGAGGAAUGAUAUCCGGCGGGCUUGUGUGCCAUGUAUAAACAAGUGGAGAGAUGAUUGUCCAUGAGGUUCUAACUGCGGUUUUGCGCUGCCGAUUCUCCUAGAGUCACAUAUGGCCGUGUAAGCCUGAAUGAGAGUGUGCAAUGUCGACAUUUGAGGUGGGUGCGACGGGUGUAUGUUAGUGCUCCUGUAAGCGGUUUACAAGUUUCAGCAUGAUGGACUUACGAGUAACCGACCAGGUCGAUGCGUAGUGUGUUGUGGGUGUGGUCGUAAUGGAAGCAGAUGGGGAUGGAGUUUGCAUUGCUGGCCGUAGGAACGGUGGUGACGCAUGACAUGGCACCAGGUGUGUUCACAUCGAUGGUGGAGGUAGGACUUUUGGCAGUCGUUGUUGUCGCGGGGAUGUGGCAGUGAUUAUAGAGGGUGUGGUGGGCGUCGACAGCGGUGACGGUGGAGAGAAUGCGUACGCACACAGUGACAGGUAGGGGAGAGAUUGCACUGAAGGAGAUUUCUGAGCCAACGUGGUCAAAGAGGACACAAACGGGAGAAAGACAGACACAAAGUGGCCCGGUCUCUAGUCUUGCCGAAUAAAGCAUAACGGGUGGAAAUGAUGCGGGGACGUUGUUAAAGACAACGUCCUGGGAAGUUCGAAAAGUGUCGGUGAAGUUGAUCGCAGUUGAGGGUGGCAUCCAGGUGACAUUCUGGGCAGACCUUUAAUCUCAAGGACUCCAGAGGUCUGCCGCUGCAAUUUUUAGGAGACUGUGUUAGUCUGUAGGCGGAAGGAUGUCCCAAAUCCUCGGUGCAUGCUCGACACUUGGAUGAUUAAUUUGCGUCCACCUAAGCAUGACCCAUAGCACGUUGCGUUACUUUCCGUCCAUUUUUAAUUUUUGUUAAGUGUACGGUAGCACCCGAACGCUGACCUUCUCGGGGAUCUUCAUCCAUUACCUCACUGUCUUUCUCAAUUGAAAAUAGGUCGAGGCAAUGGGCGGCAUGACCAAGGCUCUCGAAGCUGGCAUUCCGAAACUUCGCAUUGAAGAAUGCUCCGCCAAGCGGCAGGCAGCUAUUGACUCCGGUGAUGGUAUGUCUAUACUUUAUAUAAGCUUGAAUAAACACAUCUGGUACCCUCCUUAUAUGAAUAAUUUAAAUAUUGUUUCGGUAACCUCCUCUCGCUUAACAUCUUCUGUUAUCUUCACCUCGGCGCUCUCAGAGGUCAUCGUCGGAGUGAACAAGUACCGCCUGGAGAAGGAGGAAAGAGUGGACGUUUUGGUUGUCGAUAACACGAAGGUCCGUGAAUCUCAGAUUGCCAAACUCAAAGCGCUUCGCAGCUCACGUGACCCGAAGAAGGUAAGUUUACUCUGGCGAUGUUUUUGUGUCUAACGCGCUGGUCAGCUGCUCCAUCUCGUGCAACCUAAUCAAUUCACUCCUGGUUGACAAAGGGGUUGUGAAUAUAAUCUCAUCAGCUCUAUCGCAAACCUGAUUCCCUUGUCCGACGCUCAACGUGUUCAUGAUCAAGAUCAAACCGAAGUGCCUUAAAGGCCUCCUAAUCUACAGCUCGUCUGAUUCGCUUCGUUUACUAUCUUACUUUUAACAUUUUAUGACUGCCCUAAAGUGAGGCCACGGCUCAGUUUUUUACCAAGCACCUUCUUUUCUGAUGCUGGGAUCAUUUUGACUUCUGGCACCUACCUGAAUAAAACCACACAUGUAUACGUAGGCACAGAUGUAUGCCUGUAUAGACAAGGGUGUUGGUGUUCUAGAGGGGAGAAGAAAACCGAAGUUGCAUCGAAGAACGAUACAGGUGCGGACAGCGAUCACCAGCAUUUAAAAGUUCUCCCCCGUCGGGCUGGCAUGGCAGAAAUCGUGAAGGUAGAUGUCGACCCGUCAUCCUGUCCGGUCUUAGAGCCUUUAGACCUUAGUCUGCAAAUUAUGGGCCACCAGUGCGAUUCUCACCCUUCAAACACCAUAGGGCGUAAUUCAGUAGCCGCCCCCUGAUACUGAAAGCUUGUCUGCAUUUAAAACGUCAGGACAGCCCGAGCAUAGUUUGUGAGAUCGCCUUUUCGUUAUAUUUAUGUAUUGAAAGAUGGGCAUCCCAAGAUGCUUAAUUUGAAUGUAAUAUGUCGUUUGGAAAAUGUAACAAACUUUAUUUCGUGAAUUUUCUACACUAGUUCCCCAGACGUACGGCAAAUGUGCAAGACAGUCAAAAUUUUAAAAGUGCCUAAAAAUCGAUACUGCCCUUAAAUUCCUGUCAAUAAGUCGUGGUUGUGGUUAGGCAUCCCAUGCUCGUAUAUAUGGAUAUAGGCGAAAAUGCGGACCCCAGGUGUUGGGAUGGAAGAAGGUGAAGAGAUCUCUGGGGAGGAUGGUUUAUUCAUCUGACGUUUCACACUUAUACUUGGGCGCAUCAUCGGAGAUAGGAAAGCGGGCCUCCCAAGAAAUGUAAUUUGAAAUGGGCCAGAUUCUUUGGGGACAAAAUAACCUCUAUUGUGUAAAUUUUUGAGAAUGGUUCCCCCGCUCAUCUUCAGACUUCUGGGUUAUGUACAAAAACAGUUAUCUGUUUAACCGUGUCGAGCAAGUGUUUCUGUGGUUGCCCGAAGCCCGCGGAAACGCUAGUCGAUCGUAUUUUGUCAUCCCCUCGGCAAUGGCUGCGCUCGCUUCCAUCUUUCCUUGAGAAAUUUGUACGUGGCAUCUAAGUGGGAAUGUCAAUAUCGAGCUGGGAAGCCAGUCUCGAAGAAGUACGCAAUAAAGUUACUUCCGUUCUCAAAGAAUCUUACCUAUUUCAAAUACAUAUAUAUGAACCAGUCAUACCUAAACUCCAGGUCUGGAUAAGUUGUGGUUCGAAACAACACUGUUUGAUCAUUGCGCUUCAAGUAAAACGUUGCACCAUUAAGUUGUGGAUUCGCCGUUCUCUCAAAUAAUCACUCCCAUAGAAAUACGAACUUAUCGGAGGGACUGGGGAACAGUCUUCAUUAGCAGUCACAGUUGCACAUUAAUGGGGUUUCUCUAUUCGAAACAGUCCAUGGGGGCAAUGCGAUUGACACUCCGGAUACCUAUGCUGUGAAUUUAUGCAUCAACCAUUUACCACCGUCUCAUUUCAGGCCAAGGCUGCUCUGGAGGCCAUCACUGCAGCCUGCGCCAGUGAUGACAGGAGCCUCAACCUGCUGAAGCUGAGCAUUGACGCCGCCCGAGCCCGCUGCACUGUGGGUGAGAUUACUGACGCCAUGUCAGCUGUAUUUGGUCGCCACAAGGCGAAUGACCGUCUCGUCUCGGGGGCCUACAAGUCAGGCUAUCGUUCUGGCGAUGAACUCAAAAAACUUUCGGAAAAGAUCGAGGUAGAUAUUAGCUUUUUGAUUUUUUUCUUACCUAACGCCCUUUAUGCUUAUCUUCUAAAUCGGCCUGACACUUCACGCCUCUAGGCCUUCGCCGCUGCCGAGGGUCGUCGACCUCGUAUACUUGUGGCUAAGGUGGGUCAGGAUGGGCACGAUCGUGGAGCCAAAGUCGUUGCCUCCGGUUUCUCCGAUCUUGGCUACGACGUUGACGUUGGACCCCUGUUUGCUGUAAGCCUUCCUAACAAUCUAUUUGUCCUUACUCAUUGUUGUCAUACUUACAUGUUCUUCUAUGGCUUCUGUUUGACUCGAAUUUCUGCCGUUUCCUUUUGUUGACAGUGGGAAUACCGUUAGUCCUGACAGUGAACCUCCCUUAAUAUUGAGCAACUACAAUUCCAAACUCUCGGUCGUUUCUGCACAUGUCCUGUGCUAUUCAGGGUAACAGGCACUUUGCAGAAGGAGAUGCGAUUGCUGGGAGAAGAGCUUUAUCUGCGAAUGUCUCUGAUGAUGGAUUCGAGUGAGAAUCCGAAACGUCAGGCCAAUAAAUUUCUUGUUCCAGUGAUCGCAUCUUCGUCUUCUGAACAAGAGCUUUAUUAGCCUGACGUUUCGGAUUCCUGCUCGAACCCAUCAUCAAAGACAAAUGCAGGCACCCUAUUUUUUACGGUUCGAGCGAAAUGACCGCAGCGUCCUCGGGUAGAGUUUUGUCAGGUUUGCUCAACCAGUUGCCCGAGUGGAACUCAUUAAAAUAACUUCAACAGGUACUCCUCGACUUGUAUCAUCCUACAUCACUUCCUUACUGCUUACGUCCUAAUGCCUUACGGUGGCGAAGACUACGAUAUGACGACCGGGAGAAAAAGAAGGAGCUUAACGAGGCGAAAUGGAAGUAAAGGCAGGAAUGCUGUAGAAAUCUGUCACCUUAGGGAGACUUCAGUAGGUGAAACACACCUUAGGUCCAAAAAUAUGACUUCGUCGUCAUUGCGCAUAAUCGGUGUUCGCCCAUUUGGCGCAACUGCCAGAAGGGAUAUAUGCAUUUCAUUUCACCUUGAGUCUUCGGCUCAGAACCCUUACAAGCUGUAACAGAUUUAAGAACAAUUGAUAAUUGCGGAGGAUCACCAACAAGAGCGGGCUGGAGAGGGGUCAUUUUUGAUUUAUUUGCCGCCAUCAUUCAACUCGGGCAUCGGACGCUGCCGACGCCCACACGCUCAAAUACAAAGCCAGGAAUGACCGCUCCAGCCUCUGUUAUCUUUUCUGGUGACAUAUCUCAAUAUUUUGGUGUCAUUGGAAGUAUUUUACUAUAUUUUAGUCCCCGCCCGUCACCAGGGUAAUUACUGAUUGGCUCGUCAAGACAGCAAGUGUACAGAUUUCUAUGGGAGUUGUUUGUCUUCCAAUACCAAGCAAUCGAGCAAAUUUGAACUUCUAACUUUCUAUUCAAAUUGAGCGUAUUUUCUGCCACCACCAGCGGACAUUUUGAGAGUGUGAACCGAGAGAUUAAAACGUGCUUCGAACUUCACGAGCUCAGCGUGCAGAGCUUCUGGGGUCAAUUAUCUCGUCGGAAUUAAUUUUCCGCUGAGCUUCUUUUUAUUUUUGGGCUUGUUCGACGAAAUUGACUUCAGAAACGACUAAUAUUCCCCUGGUUCGAUAAUCGACCACGCGAUCUCCUCCUGCAGCAAUCUCUAGCAACACCAUAAGAAAUUGUUUACACUCUCAUCCCCAGUUUACCAGACUGAGGUCAGAGCCUGACCUUCUAGUUUCGCAGUUCUUGUGAUAUAAUUUCGAGAGAAAAAAGUUGCGACCGCCACUCAUGGGGUCAAUUUUUUACGUGCGAAUUGCUGCAAACUGUCCUCCAACUUUUCACCAGUUCAUGCUAAUGCAUCAUUGUCAGUGGCAAGGGAGGAUAACUCGCUGGAUUUGUCCUCACCCAAAGCCGGGAGGAAUCGUGAUGGCGUCGUUUCCCAUGGGCGGACAGGUCACGGGCAUUUGCUGAGCAGACUUACUGCUAAGACCAAGAUGGCGAUGAGGAUUUUUUCCGAUGGUCGAGUAAUUAAAACCAGGUAAUUGCUGCAGCUGGCGGUGCAUUAUUUCCGGCUCUUCACUCACUGCUUUCUCGAUAGCGACCAUGUUUGCUUGUUAGUAGUCACGCCCUUUGCCUGGAGCGUCCACGAGUCAAAAUCUCCAGCCUUAAAGUACAAAAAUCACCUACAUCGUCGCCUGAUCCGGAAUAAUUUGCUGAUAGCUUAUUAAGUUCUUCAAGGCAGGCUGAGGCUCUACCAUCGCUAUCAACUCUGUGCCGAAGGAUCCGCCGCAGGCCAACCUCCUUGCGGGCGGAAGUCGUUGGCGACCUGAGAUUUCUUAAACUGUUUCCGUCUGAAGGGGACUCAGUUAUUCCUUGGGAUGCUGCCAGUUGCUGCUCCUACAACUCUAGAGCUACAAAUUCACAGGAUUUUCCCACCAUCCCAUUCAUGUUCAUCAUGCUCGACUUUCAGCGAGCCCGACCUUAUCAAGAGAGGUCCCGUCCGCGUAAAAAAUUCUUGUAACGACAAAUUUUGUUCAUAUACCUUUCAUCCGUCUUCGUUCGCUCCCUAUAGACUCCUGAAGAAGCCGCUCAGCAGGCCGUGGAUGCUGAUGUCCACGCUGUUGGUAUAAGCUCCCUGGCUGCCGGCCACAAAACUCUCGUCCCAGCAUUAGUCAAGGCCCUGAAGGAACAUGGUCGUAGGUGAGCACCACGUCUUAUUUCUACCGGAUUCCAGGUUUUUUGAAACUGACUUUCCCGCUUUUUGUGGGUCUUUUUAAGUAUUUUGACUUUUUCCUAGUCACAUUAUUGAUCGUAUUCGAAACAGUGCAACCUGAUAUAUUUUAGCGUUUGUCCAUAUCUAAUUACCAGCCUGUCUCCAUGCGGUCGUUUAGUGGUCCAUAUCUACAAAUUUCCGUUUACAAUUUAUAGGGUCGUUUAUUGCGCCCAACCGGGAAAUCUGCUCCUACUCUAAUACCAGCCAACUGUAAUGAGGCCUAACCCUUUAUCCCGGCAAUUCGAUCAUCGCUAACGAUGACAUCCGCUGUGUACGCUAGAGAGUAAUCGGCACAGGACGGUGACUUGAUACAUCAAUUGGUUUAUGGUGAAACAGACUUGCGCAGUAUCUACCGCAAUCUCCCCUUCCCGGAGCGGUAUAGACAGGGACCCCACUUAACUCUCAGUAGACGGGAUUUAUGGUAAAGGGAGCUUUAUGGGUGGGGCAGCACGCUAGACAGUAAGCUGAUGAAAUGAAAUAAAACACUAAAAUUGCACGAAUUUAUGCCAAAAGUCUUACCCUACGCUAUUGCACGACAUCGGAAAAGAGAGUAGUAAUUAAACAGUAAAACAAAAAGUCGAUUUCCUGGCUUACGUUUUUCCCCCUAAGCAUUCAACGAGAAGGUCCUGCCAAGUCAGCCUGACUGGUGACCCCGUCGCACAGAGCGGUCAUCUCCCAGCCACCUGAAAAUGACUGCCGUUGCGAGCUUUCGCCUACCAGGAGUAACCUGAGACGAACAUGGUAAACAGGGGUAUGCAGAGAGCCGUCUUUGUUAAAGGUGUUGGUUAGCAUGUCCCGCACACUGUAUGGGGGCCUUACGCCCUCUCAACCACCGCGCUCAAUCUUACCUUCAACUGCCUUGACUGGAACUUGUCGCUGGUGUAGGAGAUGGAGGAAGGAAUGGGGUCAUUCCAGCGUCUCACAGCAGUGGAAGUGUGAUGGUCGCGAUAGCUCGCUGGGUAAUCUUUGCAGUCUUCACGUCCACACUGGACUCCCAAUGGCAGCGCUUUCUGCCACCCUGGUCUAUCGACAGCAGUUUCUUUUUCGAAACUUAAUGUCGGCCAAUCCUAAGGGGUAUAUUAAAUGUUUGAUUGGAUUGAUGUUGUUCUACCGUGUUAGCUCGAGGACCACUAUUGCCCCCCUAGGUCCAUGGGCUGCCUUGCCUGAGAGUGCCAUAAAAGCCACCUCUAGAAGGAGCCAAUGCAACCUCUCUCCCAGGCCGUAGUGGACCCAAGUUAUCCCGACAGCUGGAAACUUACAAGCCACGACUGUUGGCAUAUCUCGGUAGUUUAAAUGUGGGUUUUUUGUUGACUGAUUGGCAUGGCACGAAACCACCUCCGUUUUCCGCACACACAGCUUAGCGAGGAGCUGAAAUAAGCGGAGACGCGCAUACUCACAGGAUAUUUUUAGCAUCGCGUGAUUGUCGUAUGAGUGAAAACCCCUGUCUUGUGGAUUAUCGAUAUGCUUAUACAUUUGGUCGAGUGCCUCUUUGCGCCUUCCUAUUUGGUCAUAUGCGAAUAUACGACAAUGGCGACUAAAACAACGCGACAAAGCCACCCACCUACAGCAUCCAUCGGAGUUUAACUUUAUUCAACUGCGUAUACGUCUUUUUGUUCACUCACUACCCGCAUUCUGUCGUGUGCCUUAUUAACUCUUGUGUUUUCAACUCGAUACGAAGUCGCAAUAUUCUCCUCUGAUAAUUGAGGCGGCCGCCUGGUUAGGCUAAAGUGUUUCGAUCCUGGUGUGUUCUGAUUGGCCACUUUCUGAAAUUUCCCUCUCUCCUCCAGUGACAUCCUCGUCUUCGUGGGCGGUGUGAUUCCGCCGCAGGAUUACGACUUCCUGUAUCAGAGCGGCGCAUCCCUGGUCUUCGGUCCCGGCACCCGUAUCCCCGAUGCUGCAGGCAAGGUCCUCGAGGCCGUUCAGAAAAAGCGCGCCAAGGCCUGUUAA